CAUCAUAAACCCCUGAGAAUACACGUUUGUAUAAAGAAAGAGUGAUUGGAACUUAACAAAUAUUGACUCACUGUAAAGCACAAUGCAUCAUUCAGAUUGCACAACAUGAUGGGUUAUCUGCUGAAUGCUAGCUCUUGACUGUUCUCAGUGGCUGUGAAGUGGGAGUUUACUUCUCCCUAACCCAAGAUGAUGAGAAAUAGGAGCUAGGAGUUUCCUUUAUCCAAACUGGAUCAAAAGUGCUACACAAAACAAUCUACUGCAACUUUUGGUCAUAAUAUCGGACUGCAACAAAAUCGCUUCAGGCGGCUUUUCCUCCUGAAAAAUGGGUGGGAGCUAGUUCUAGAUCUAUAUAUAUCUAUAUCUAUAUCUAUCUAUAGUAAUUAUAUAAGCGGCGAUCGACGAGCUACAGUGUUAAAGAACAGUAGUUUUACCACUCCGUGCAUUUAUUCCGUGUUGAUUGUUAAUUGUCUUUUUUAUCCUUUUGGUUUCAUCUUUUGUAUCCGUUUAAAUAAGAAUAUUUUGGUCUUUAAUGUUAAGUUGUGUCAGUGAUAUUUUCUCCCCAGAAAAAUUUUAGGCCGCAAGUCCAUCUCUCAUUCUCGCCUUCGUCUUCCUCCCACAUUUUUUCUCUCAACUCAGACCCUCUACCAUCCAUUUCUCGCGGCCCUCCAUUUCUCUUCAUGUAGCUAAAACCCAAAUCGCCAAAGCUGUGAAACCCAGCCCCAACACUUGUCUGUCCCUCUGUUUCCAUCAUCUCCACCACAUCAUCUCCCCAACGCCUGUCUCUCCCUCUGUGAAACCCAAAUCACCAAAGCUGUGAAACCCACCACCGUACGAAGUCUGGUCGAGGACGACCUGGUUCAAGGUCCUGAUUCCCAACAGUUAUUAGAGCCAGCAAGUAACUGCAAACAAAAGUAACCGACACUUUCCAGACACUCAGAUUUAACUUCUACAGCGAUCGAGCAAGCAAGUCAUGCAGUGGGGGUGUCACUCCCAAUUAUUCAGGGGUUUUCAUGGGGAUGGUAUUCGGGAUUGCAUUGAUGGCGGGAUGGAAACAAAUGAUGCGGUACCGGAGCACCAAGCGAAUUGCUAAGUGGGUUGCAGGAGAUACUGGAUGCGAUUUCGGAAGCGAAGGUGCUGGGCGAUGAUCACUAUUAUCAUGCGUGGGGUACACCUUGGGGUUAUGGAUACGAUGGCUCGACGAGGGAUUGGGACGACGUCGUGGCGGAGAUGUAGGAGGAGGUUUGCAGGGAAAGAGGUGGUGACGAGAUGCAGAGGUUUUGUGCGUAGAGGUUUCUGAAUGAGCCCUGAUCCUUUUAUUCAGUUUCCCUUUACUAGGGAACAAGUUGAACAACUUGACAAGAACAAGCAAUGGUCCAGGGCACUUGAUGGUUCUAAUUACCUCCCAGGAAUGGUACCUAUCUUUGGGCUGUCGAUAUAAAACUCCUUGGAUCCCUUAAUCGGGAUGAUUUGAAGAAAAUUUGCGGUGAUAAUUUUCCUGAAUGGAUAUCUUUCCCCGCCUUUGAACAGAGAGGACUCAAAAGAUCAUAUGGUUUGCUUUGUUUCGGCACAUAUCUUAGUCGAAUUAAAUGAUGUUUUUACAAGAUGGAAAUCUCUUGGGAAAAAGUGGGAUUAUGAAAGCUCUAAGGUUGGGCUAAAAACCUAUCAAGUGGAAAGCUGACAGACUAUUGAUACCAGAUACGGUGUUCAAAAAGUUCCUUUGCAUAAUAAUUUGUUGAUAAGAGGUCAUUGCCAACCAUUGACAAGGUCAAGGGAUAUGGUGGAAGAGAUGUGGAAGUCAUGAAGAUUGCACAUGAUUGCAUUCAGAAAUCAUUGCAGUUUAUACAUGAAAGAGAAAUUUCUCACCUAGAUGUCAAACCUUAUAAUAUUUAUGUAAAGAAUGGUGUUUAUAAGUUGUCAUUUUGGAUGUGCAAUUCUCACGGUAAGAGCUUGCAAAUUGAAUAAUGAUUUUGUAUGUUCAAUUUAUGUAAAGAAUGUGUUUUAUUUUCUGUUGUUCAACUUAAAUUAGUUUUAGUGCAUGUUGUUAUGAGAUGAUAAUGUCAUCUUCCAUUUCAAAGAUGUUACUGUUAUCUGUUUUUGCAAAAAUAAUUUCUAUAGAAUUAUUUUAUUCCUCCAACCGGGUGCUAUGUAUAUUACUAGAUUAUAUGGAUAUAAUAAUAUAAUAUGAUUGACGGUCAAGCUUUUGGUAUCUGUGAUCAAGAAGUUUGGUUUUCUAAAAUUUUUAGUAUGUUUGGCUUGUUGUAUUGUCUGGAUAGAGUAAAUUUACAGGGUGGUUUUGAAAGGAGCCGCACUUUGGUUCUUAGUGCAGUGGCUGUUGGUGUGGGGUUGUUUUGCACUCUGUUUAUUUCGUUUUAUGUGAUGCAAUGUCUAAUUUUUUUUAUUCAACUUCAACUAAGCUUGCUCUGAACAAAUUUGGCAAAUCUACAAAUAGAAUCAACUUCCAUCCCUUUAUGUUGUAUUGGAAACUAAUCUUUUACUUUUUCUUAUUUGUGCUAUCAUCUAAUUAAUAUCCUCCAAUUCACUAUACUUAUUCUAAAAAAGUUCAUAAAAUUUAUUAUUCCUUCCAUCCACAGCAAAUAUUUUAUUAACAUCAAUUUUUUAUAAAAAAUAUUAUUUUUGUCUAAAAUAAUAACAAACCCAACUAAGCAAAUGUGCAUCGCACGUUGCCUCUCCACUAGUAUAUAUAUAUAUUUUUUUUUCUCAUGUGCUGUAAUAACUAGUUUGAGAUGAUUGUUGGGGCUUCUCAUCUUUUUUUUAUUGUAACUGUUUAAUAUAUAUAUUAUGCUUGUUUAGAAAAAAGCAAAAAAAUAAAAAAAAAAAUAAAAAAAAAAAAAAUGCCUAAAGUGGUACUUGGGAUCAUUGAUCAGCCGGUCAGUCGCAUGUAAGAAAAGUGAGCAUUGAGAGGACAUUCGAUUCAAACUCAUUAACUAUAUAUGUGGUCUCUUUUCAAAGCUAGCUCCUCAAGUCUUGGAUUGAACAUAAAUGUUGUCUUUUCUUGGCCUUGGCCUAGAUAAUGAAAUUUCUCGGUAACGAAGAACAUGUAAAAGCGAAGCCAAAUACUUAAAGACGUGAAGUCCAGUCAACCAAGUCCACAAAAGGGAGGAAAUGACAAUAAUCUCCACCUUAUCCCACUAUCGCCAACAUUUUCCACGAAAUUAUUCUUUCAAAACUUCAGCCUUAAGUUAUGAAAUUACAAAGAGGUUUCUAUAAAACCCGAGCUUUACUCCCAGAUUGAGAAAGAGCAGAACGGCAUCAAAUUCACUCUCUUUUGCUCUUGUAAGUAACUUUUCCUUUUUCUGCAUUUCUUUGUGUUAUAAGCUGAUGUGAUACUCCCUCCACUCGAUUAGAAGACGUACGUCUUCUUCUAGUCCUGUUUUAUAUGGUCGGUUAGACUCUCUGUUUCAAUUUUACUCGUUUUUCCAUUUGAUUCCUUUGCUAAUAUGUUGAUUAGAUGUGAAUUUGUCCCCUUCCAGAAGAAUCAAGCUCAAGUCCUGGAAGGAAACAAGCAAGGAUGAAUAUUGAGUACAUCGAUGUAAUGAUUGAAAUAUUCAGCCGGCUGCCCUUGAAGUCUCUGCUGAGAGUCAGGUGUGUCUGUAAAUGGUGGAACCAGAUCAUCUCCGACCCAGUCUUCAUCUCUAAUUACUCAAGUUGUAAUCCGCAGUACAAAGUCUCAGGAUUCUACUUGGAGAAGUAUUUAUUUCUUAAAAUGUAUUCAGGGUUAAGGUUCAUUACAUGUGCCGGCCAAGUGGAUGCUGCUCCCAAGCCAUCUCUUUCUUUCAUUGAUGGUGAGAAUGGUGUUUGUAUAAAGCACUCCUGCAAUGGCCUCCUACUUUGCAGUAGCUUCCGUUGCCACGAAGAAGACCGCAAAUACUACAUCUGUAAACCCACCACAAAGCAGUAUAUGCCAUUGCCCGGACCUCAGUGCAAAACUGUCUUUGGUAUUAGCAUUGCAUUUAACCCUCAAAACUCACCCCAUUACCAAGUUAUAUGCAUUUGUGACUCCAAAUUGUCAGCAAAGCAUCGCCAAAUAAUGAUAUACAGUUCGAAUACUGGCUGCUGGAGAUUGUCAGGAAAUCCCUUUGAAGUUUUGGUUGAUUUUCUGUUCAACCGAGGGGUCUUUUGGAAGGGUGCUUUACAUUGGGUUGGCAGGGGAGUGUCAUCACUUCGGUUUGAUGUUGAAAGAGAGCUUCUUCAUACAAUGCUGAUACCUCCCAUUCCAGAGGGCUGGGGCUGGGCAGAAAGAAGAUUUGAAUAUUUCGGUGAAUCGGGAGGCCAUCUAUAUCUCAUCGAGAACUAUGGCCCUCAAAAAGCUGUGUUUGAUGUGAUGGAGAUGAAUGGCGAUUAUUCUGGGUGGUUUGUGAAGUACCAUGUCAAUCUCGAUGGACCACUGCCUGCCCCGUUUCCGUUUAACCCAAGGCACCAUCAGGAAUUUCAUCGUCGUGUUUUCUCCGUCUUGCACAUUUUUCAUCGAAGAGUUGGAGAAAGGGAAGAGUCAAUCUUGGUACUCCAUAUUCCUGGAGACUUGACCCUUUACAACCUUGGAGACAACCCAUUGGGGAGCCUUUCUGACCUGUAUCCGAUGAGAAUGGUAGAGAAUCCGAUACUGCCAUAUGCGUGGAAAUCCAGGAAUCUGGGAUUGUGCUAUACAUGGGAAUCUAUUCAUCCAUUUAGCAACACUCAAUGUUAUCUUUGAUGAUUGCUUUAGUAGUGAUUAUUUGUGGAUGACAGACAUGCUUGAAGUGGUUUUAUGUCUCGACGAUUUGAAAAUGAUGCGAUUAAAGUGACAAGAGUUAGUUCGUUUGCUUA
Molecule: messenger RNA, 4824 nt
Organism: Carya illinoinensis
Lineage: Eukaryota; Viridiplantae; Streptophyta; Magnoliopsida; Fagales; Juglandaceae
Product: F-box protein At5g07610-like
Exons: 7
Coding region: 3530-4711 (393 amino acids)
Molecular function (GO): protein binding
Source: RefSeq, a predicted model, not a curated record